AACCUCCAUAAAGCACAGCGCGUGGAGGGCUUUUGUUGUAGGUUCUCGUGUUGUUCAUGAGCGUUCACUGACGUUCUUCCUAAAGCGCUAAUCUUACAGCUAAGUGGAUGUAGCAUUACUUGCUCUCUUUGAGUCUAUAGAUUUAUGUUUUUAUCCAGGUCAUCACCGUAGUACCGUGUUGACACUCGUCAACGUGCCCUGCUCCCAAUGUUUACUUCUCCGGCAUGUCUUCUCCAGCCAGGGAAAAGUAAUGACUUGCUCUGGUGAAGAUAAUUUAAUCGCGAGUAGAUUGAAAAGCCACCAUGUUCCUACGACAUAUAUUCAAACUGCUGUACGGAUAGUGUACCGGCUACCAGCAGUUUAAACAGUUAGACAGCUUCCUCUCUCGGGCAGCGAGCUGCUGUCGACAAUUGCAGAUCCUCUCCGGUUCCAUGAUGGCGAUGUUUCGGAGCUUUGUCUCGGCGAGUACCCAGCUCCGUCAGCAACAACAGCCCAGCAGCGGCUCGGGCUCGCCGGCAGCCCCGGCUGAGGGUAUCGAGAGCCAGUUCUCUUGUCCCAUCUGCCUGGAGGUGUACCAUAAACCAGUCAGCAUCGCCAGCUGUGCUCACACGUUUUGUGGGGAGUGUCUGCAGCCAUGUCUUCAGGUGACCUCACCCCUCUGCCCUCUCUGUCGUGUGCCCUUUGACCCCAAGAAAGUGGAGCGCUCCUCCAGUGUGGAGAAGCAGCUGGCCUCAUACAAAGCACCCUGCAGGGGCUGUAGCAAGAAGGUGGCUCUGGUAAAGAUGAGGUCCCACAUUGCUUCCUGUUCUAAAGUACAGGAGCAGAUAGCCAACUGUCCCAAGUUUGUCCCUGUGGUACCCACCUCCCAACCUAUUCCAAGCAAUAUUCCAAACCGGUCAACAUUUGCGUGUCCGUUCUGUGGGGCCAGAAAUCUGGACCAGCAGGAACUAGUGAAGCACUGUAUGGACAACCACCGUAAUGACCCUAAUAAAGUGGUUUGCCCGGUGUGUUCAGCCAUGCCAUGGGGAGAUCCCAGCUAUAAGAGCUCUAACUUCCUCCAGCAUCUCCUCCACAGACACAAGUUUUCUUACGACACCUUUGUUGACUACAGCAUUGAUGAAGAGGCAGCGCUGCAGGCAGCUCUGGCACUGUCACUGGCUGAAAACUGACAAGACACACCACUACCACCACCCUCUCAUCAUUAGUACCAACUCCACCAUAACUGCUGUCACUCUGCAUUGCUGCUGCUCCUCCCUGGCACACAAGGUAUCAUCCAACCAACAGACAUACCUGACCCAGCCAGGUUCACACAGUGUCUGCAGAGAUCCAUAUCACAGAGAAGUCCAGCCAGCUUCAGAUUAGGUGAUAAACUCACUUUCCUUUCACUCCAAGGAUGUUUUUACUCCAGUGUAGCAGUACAGCCAGUUUUCUAUGUUCCAAAACAAAAGCUUGUGUGUAUAUUCACUGGUUCAUUUGAAUUUGAUGAUUUGAAGACAAAACAUCCUGUGGGUUUGGAAUGGACCCAGUGACUAUAUCAAGAUAAGCUAUGUUAAGUGGUCUGAACCCAAACAAAACCCAUCACCCACUGAUUUUAAAAAGGACAACCUACAGCUUGGAAAAAGUCCAUCUACUCCCAGCUUCAGUUCACCUGACAGCUGCCAUCUGGACCAUCACAGCAUGAAGGGCUACCUCCAUGGAAAUGAGUUUGAAACACCUUGAAGCCUGCUGUCUUUAAACCCCUCACCAGUAGUUCUGGUCUCUGACCCUGCUAGGAGUCACUUGCUAGGAAGUCCUGACUGUUACUACUUGGUUGAUGCUCAGCCUGAGAAACAGUGAGCAGGGGUGCAGGCUCCAGUUUCUUCUACAGAGUGGUCUGCAGUGACCAACUUUGACCUAGAAGAUUUACUUUUUACAUGUCUUACAUACAGUAGAUAGGUAGCAAGAGCAAGCUGUAAAGCAUUUUGCUAAGAAAUUAAGAGUAUAGAGUAUAAAACACAACACAGCUCCUCUAUUCAAGCAGCACAGACAGGCUUGUUGACCAGAGCAGAGGAGUUUCUCCUGUUGCUCAGCUCUGCAGGAAAUGAAAGGCUUUAAGGUGACUUAGUGACUGAGCAGCUUGAAGUGUGGUUGCAUGGUAACACCUGCAAUACUACUGUCCCUGACAUCUUCUAAUGUUCACGGUCAGUAGAUUAGAGGUUCCAUUCAGGGCAGACUUAAGCCCAAUUUAUACUUUCGACAUCUGCUUGUAGCAAAGUAAAUUUCCUCCUCUGCCCUUGUCAAUGAGGGCCUGCAUGAACCAUUUGCCCCAACAAACAUAUACACUCAGUUUGCAGGUUAUUAGAAACACCUAGCAUAAAGUUGUCUAAUCCAUCAGUCCUGUAAUAAAUCCUUCUUGAGGGUUCUAAUGUUCAGUUUGUUUUGAAACUGUUUUUUGGGAGGUGUUGGUUCGACUGUAUGAGGUUGCAGUUUGUGGCACUUAGCAGAAACACGUCUUUGUGUUUCUGUGUAACACAGUACAGUUCCCGAGUCAUGUUAGAUUGUGUUAGUUUUACCAAAUUGUUCCACUGUCUACAUCUGUUUUGGACUAUAUUGGGCCUUUCAGCCAAAUACUAAUGCUGUGUGUAACCCUAACUUCUAUACCAAAUGUAGGUACAGUUAAACCCCAGGUUUCCUUGCCUCAUUGUCAUCUCAGUUCUUUGACUGAAGGCUCAGUCACAGAUGUAGACACGAAAGCUUAAAGUUGUGGAAACUGCACAUAGUGUGACUGGUCAGUCUUGAUGUCAGAUUCUAAUGGCAGGUUGUUAGACUUGGCAAACAAAAGCUACUUAUUAGAAUACUUGUAAGAUUAAUCAGGUUUUCUUUACUAAUUUUUCUGUGGUCAAAGAUUGAAUUAAAUAUUCAGUGCACUUGAGUCUCUUUGUCAGUUGACUGCAGCAGUUGGUGUCUGGAGCUGCAAAUACAUAAGGAUCCUUUAACUGGGUCCAAGAACAACUGGACUCAUUGGUAAAGUGACCCCAAGAGCCAAAUAUGGAAGUGUUGAAGUUAGCAGAGCUGUCAGAGACAGCCAGCCAGCUUACAUCUGGACCUGUGGGACUGAUGAGCGCUUGUUCCUGUUAACUGUCACAAUUCCGAUACAGCAACACCAAAAGGAAGCUUCAUAGGCUGACAUCUGAUACAAAUCCUGGAAGCUGAACCAUAACUCAUCCAUUACUCUCAAUUCCAUUCACUGAAGACAACAGAGAGACCUAAACCUAAGAGACGACAGACUUAUAGGUUUGUUUCAUGUGCAGCUUGAACACAUCACUUUGCAACAAUGAAGAAAGGAUGUCCAUGUCCCUAAUAGCUCAAAAUGCCAAUAAUACCCUCAUCAACUUAACAGUAUGUUAACGUUUACAAUAAAAAGACUUAAGCAGCCCAUUCACUGUCACCCCCAAAAGCAGACAGUUCCUGUUUUUUAUUCGUGUGAAUAUUUGCACUUGUUAACAUUUUUUUUCUAUCAGAUUGCUCUGUUGAUAUUAGCUGGAAGAAAAAUUCUGAAAGGGUGGAAGUGCUGGAUCGAGGUCUAACCUCCAUUUUACAGUUACCUGCUUCUUCAACUCUUGCUACAAGGAAUAUUUUUAUGAUGCAUCUGCCAAGAUAGAUGAGUAUAAAAAGAUAUAUUUUUGGAAAAUAUUUCCGUUUCAAACCACUGGACUAAUAUCAGACAUGGGUCAGAUAUGUGUCUGCAACCUUUCUGGGAUACUGAAGUUGAUUUAUAAACUUGAAUUGCUGUUAACACAUGUGUACACACACACGUACACAAUAAACUUGUACAGGACUAGAGACAAUGGGACUGGUUGAACAGAGCUGUUUUCUGUAAUUUAACCAAUAGAUGGCAGUCCUUCUCCAGUCAUGCAGAGCACGCAUAGCCAUACAGAAGCCAACAUACACAUACACAUAGAAAUAUAUGGAGGCAGGUUGUGGAGAAAAUAGGAAAGCUAACUUUAUGUAAUGUUUCCACAGAAGGAUGCAUCCAUCAUUUGCACUUUAAUUCAUUCAGUUUUUUAAUAAUAGUUGAAAUUCAUUUUGUAUAAUCUUAACUCUUGUUUAAUGUUUUUGCAAUUCAAUUUCAUUGCAGAAUGAGUGUUCUGUUUUAAAAAAAAUGCUGACAAAGAUCUUGUAAAUUGUUUUAUUUGUAUUACAGAAAUGUCAAAUAUUUGUUGACUUAGUACUUAAUUUAAAUGGGCAGCAUGUGCCAUUUUUUUCUUCCAAUAAUGUUUUUGUUGUCAAAAUAAUUAGAAAUGACUGAGAAUGCUCUUUAUGCAAAGCAAAGCUUACAAAGCAAAGCACCCACAGUGAACACAGGAUGGAUUCCGUGGUGAAGGCCAUGUGAAGAAAACCUGUUGUCUUGUGUUCAGGUCAUUGUGUGAUGAAGGUUGACGGUGGGAAAGAUUCCCGUAUUUAUGACUUGAGAGCAUUCACAUCAGCUGAUGACUGAAACAGCUGUAUGAUUGCAGAUUUGGUCCUGUGAGGGUUAAAAAUACUUUGCUUUGACAACAUAGAUUUCCAUUCUUAGAGAUUGGGUUUAAUUACCUUGAAUGAUGAGCUUUGGCUAAUGACAGUGCCAUGUUGGAUAGAUCAAAACUUGCAGAAAAAAGAGUUUCCCAGUCGCACUUGCAGCCCCAGUGUUAUCUGGGUUAUCUUAUUGUGGUAACGCCAAUAUAAUAUGAAUGCAGCAUUAUCUCAGAUCUCAGAAUUCUGUCAGAAUGCACAGAUUACAGGAGAAUUGAGGUGUCUUCAUACUGAUCAUGAAGUUUUGCAUUCCUUGUACUUAUUUUUUAUUUUGCCCAGAACAGAUAGUAAUGGACUGUGUAGAUGUUAGCUGUCUGAUGUCAAAUGACUCAUUUCUGUCAUUUUCCACCACACUCCCCUUAGUUUCUCUUGUCUUUGUACAUGAACUAGUUAUAAUAGUUAUAAACUGUUGGGAUAAGCCCAAAUCCUUUGGUCAUUUUUUCAUGUGUUAUUUCACCUUAAUUUGUGAAAUCUAUGAAUUGAUUUAAAAGGUGCUGCACCACCCUAAAAAUUAACUUCAAAUUCAGUCUGAACACACCUCUCUGAUACUGAAAAAUCCAAAUGGAAAAAGUCUCAAUUCUGCUAUCUUUUUCUCAAAAUCUAAUAUUUCCUCUUCAAAAUUCAAAGCUAUUGUGAAGUUCAGGAAAAACAGAUAACUGAUUAUAUUAGUAUAGGGAAAUAUUGCACAGGGAAAAGAUUCAUCUCUAAACUGGUGUCAGUAUUCCUCUUCCAUAAACUGCAUAUCAUACUGAAAAUAUAAAAAUGGAAAUCUUUCACAUAAAUGAAAGCCAUUUUUAAUAUUUGAGUCGGUUCCCACCCACUUGCCUCAUACAAAUACAAUUCUUUCUUUUGUUCAUUGUUUUUUAUAUUCGUGUUAUAGCAGCCUUUUCUAGAUGUUUGUUACCUGAUGCUUGUUCACAGCACUCUUACCUCUGUAGCAGAAUUCUUAGAUUCUUAUUUUGUUACAGUUUGUGUACUCCACAUUUAUCAAUGUCUAUCUGCACUCUUCAGUUAAACACAUUUUCCAAGAAAUGUAAAUAACCUGUUUUUGUGCUGUUACAUUUACUGUUUUGUGAAACUGUUCCUGCUGAUGUUUAGAGGCAGCUGUACAGGUUUACAGUAACUCAGCUCACAUACAAAGAGGUUCUGGCCGUCUAGGUUAGCUUAAUAGCUGGGUAUCUGUUUUCUGGUAAUUCACUUGUUGGUUUAUUGUCUGUUUCCUCAGUGAGGAAACACAAAGGAAAGGAAACAUUCUAAAAAGAUUGUAUCUCUCCCCACCUGACUUGGCUACCUGACUGCCCAGGGCUCAUAUUAACUUUAGGGUACGUUUUGACAAUAACCAAGGUCUGUGGAUGUUAUCACCAUUUCUUCACUACAAAGGGAAUGCUGCAUGGCUAGUAUAGAGAGAAGGCUUACAGUGAUUACAGCGACCACACUCUUUCAUUGUACAGAUGAGAUAACGUGAGUAUUGUUUUAUGAUAGGCGGGAGGAAUCCACCUAUCCUUUAAAUGUUGCUAACUAGCCAGCAGGGUCAUUUAGCAUGCUAAUGCUACCUGCGACUGGCACAGCAGCCACUGUGUUUAGCCUGCUAAUUACAUUAUCUAAACCACUGUUACCCAAUAGCUGUUACUAGCUUAGAACCUCCAACUUCACGUAACUUCAAGUAUAACUGUAGCCUGCUUGAUCCAGAUGGCUAACAGGGUGUCAGGGAACCAAGUGAAGUCAGUCUAUAGUAAAAUGCUAUGGCACUAUACAGCUGAAGUGAGUCAGGUAUCUUUACCUUAUGGAUCCAGAUUGUUGAUGAAGUUCAGCAGUCAAAGCUGCUCUUUGAUAGUCAUAUCUUGACCUGCCGGCUCCUUUAAAGGGCCUCACAACUUUUUCACAUUAAGGUCAGUUUACUCGUCAUGGUGAGGCCUACUCUGUUGAAACGGAUAUCUUCUCUGGCUUUGGAGGGGGCAGCCUGAUCUCUUGGGAAGUUGGAGAAGGAGAAAAUACAUGGUAAAAGUGAAACCAUGACCAAAACCUUAAUCCCAAAGCACAGGAGUAAAACUGAAAAGAAGGCUUAGGCGGGCUUAGGGUUAGGUGGGUAACAUUUUCAUGUUAAUUACACAAAAAUAACCAUUUGUGUUAUUGGGUAAAAACAAAACAAACCCUGGAACCCCUUGCCAGAAAUAAUUCCUAAAAGUACAUUUAAAGUACAUUCAAACCAUUACACUGACUUGAGACUAAACUGAUUCAACUUCUCACUCUGAAGUGGAAUUCACUGAGGUCGUAUUUGUGUGGAAAGGGAUGUUUGAAGACAAAUGUUUAAAGAGCAGAUAUGUCCAUCUAAAGUCUGCCUUCAGUGUGACUCAAUAUGCAUUCUUUUUAAACAUAGUAAUAAUACCAAUAAGAAGUGCUGGCAGUGACACUGCUGCUGGAGAUGAUGCUGUCUUGAUUUUCCAGCUGUUCACUGCUUGGGGUUUUUCAAAACACUAUUAAGAUUUUUUGUAGCAUUUUUUUUUUUUGCCCUUAAAUAAAAUAGAAAAACCUAA
This is a messenger RNA of Lates calcarifer (barramundi perch), 7085 nucleotides long. Its product is annotated as E3 ubiquitin-protein ligase RNF166. Bases 432 to 1169 code for a protein of 245 amino acids. Gene Ontology annotation, biological process: ubiquitin-dependent protein catabolic process; protein polyubiquitination. Gene Ontology annotation, molecular function: ubiquitin protein ligase activity. The record is from RefSeq and is a predicted model, not a curated record. The transcript has 6 exons. NCBI's taxonomy places the organism in Eukaryota, Metazoa, Chordata, Actinopteri, Centropomidae.